CCGGGGCGGGCCGAUGCGCGGGCGCGGGGUUCCAGGCUCCUCCUCCGCCGCCGCGCCGGGGAUGCUGCUGCCGGGUACGCACCGGGAGCCCCGCGGAGCGCCGCGCCGCCGCGCAGAGGAGGCAGCGACCACCCGAGGCUCGCAGCUCCCGGGCGCAGCGAGGUCUUUGCUAUGAUCGCAGCAGCGGCCGUCUCUACUUGCUGCCCGGACCCCCUGCCGCGCGGUUCAGCCGGGCUCUGCUCCCCCCGCUGCAUGCCCCCCACCCGGGAGCAGCAUGGGCAGCGUCAGUAGCCUCAUCUCCGGCCACAGCUUCCACAGCAAGCACUGCCGAGCCUCCCAGUACAAGCUCCGCAAGUCAUCCCACCUGAAAAAACUCAACAGGUACUCGGACGGGCUGCUCCGCUUCGGCUUCUCCCAGGACUCCAGCCACAAGUCCAGCUCCAAAAGCAGCAAGAAUGAGGACUUCUUUUACAUCAAGGUCAGCCAGAAAUCGCACGGCUCCCACCGAGCGGACUAUACCUCGCUUGCCGGCGGGGAGCUGGGCAGCCAAGCCGGGACAAGCGGCAUGGAUUUCGGGACGCCCACGCCACAGAAGCUGAUGCCCUUUCCCGGUCAGCUGGAAGUGGGCGCAGAGAAGCCGACCGCACGACCGACCGCCUUCAAGCCGGUGCUGCCCCGCUCCAGCGCCAUCCUCCACUCCUCCCCGGAGAACGGGGGUCACCUCUCCCAGCAGCUGCACCCCCCGGACAAAACCAAGGAGCAGGAGCUGAAGCCGGUGCUGUGCUCGGGGGGUCUGUCCGACUCUGGCAGGAACUCCAUGUCCAGCCUCCCCACCCACAGCACCAACAGCAGCUACCAGCUCGACCCCCUCGUCACACCCAUGGGGCCCAUCAGCCGCUUUGGGGGCUCAGCCCACAACAUCUUGCAGUGCGCCAUCAUCCAGGACAGCAACAUGAUGAGCCUCAAGGCCAUGUCCUUCUCCGACGGGGGUAACAAGAUCCUCAACCCCGGCAAAGCCCCCCACCAUCACGCUGCCGAGAAGACCACUUGCAUCCGUUCGCCCAUCUCCACGGAUGAGUCCACCAUCCAGGAGCUGGAGCAGAAGCUGCUAGAGAGGGAGGGAGAGCUGCAGGAGCUUCAGUCGACCUUCGAGGAGAAAGAAGUCAGCUCCUGCCAGGCUUACGAAGAGAAGCAGCGGCGCUGCAAGGAAGAGCUGGAGGGCCUCAAGCAGAAAUGCAACAGCAAGCUCAAGCAAACCUCACAGAAAACCCAGCGGACACAGCAGGUCCUCCACCUCCAGGUGUUCCAGCUGCAGCAGGAGAAGAAGCAGCUCCGGGAGGAGCUGGAGAACCUCAUGAAAGAGCAAAACCUGCUGGAGACCAAGCUGAGGUCCUACGAGAAGGAGAAGACCAGCUUCGCCCCGGCGCUGGAGGAGACCCAGUGGGAGGUGUGCCAGAAGUCUGGUGAGAUAUCGCUCCUGAAGCAGCAGCUGAAGGAGUCCCAGACGGAGCUCAACACCAAGACCGCCGAGAUCCUCAGCCUGAAGGCUCAGCUGAAGGAGGUGAGGGUGAAGAUGGAAGGGCUGGAGAUGAAGACCCAGGACCUGGAGGGCUCCCUGCGCACCAAAGCCAUGGAGCUGGAGGUGUGCGAGAACGAGCUCCAGCGCAAGAAGAACGAGUCCGAGCUGCUGAGAGAGAAGGUGAACCUGCUGGAGCAGGAGAUUGUGGACCUGCGGACGGAGCUCGCCGUCCUCAAGGAGCAGCUGAGCGAAGCCCGGGAGGUGGCCAGGCCCUGCGCCAUGGUGGACGAUGCUCAGGCCCUACAGGGAGAGGUGGAGAGGCUGAGGGCAGAGUUGAAGGCUGAACAGGACAACAACGAACAGAUGACCUCCAGCUUCCAGCACGAGCGGCAGACGUGGAAGGAGGAGAAGGAAAAGGUGAUUCACUACCAGAAGCAGCUGCAGCAGAGCUACCUGCACAUGUACAAGCGAAACCAGAACCUGGAGAAGAUGCUCCAGCAGCUCGCCGCAGGGGAAGACGGCAAAGAGCCCAUCGAGCUGGACAUAGCUGGCACCGACGUCCCCUACGAGGACAUCAUCGCCACCGAGAUCUGAGCCAGGUCUGCCUUCUCCUCCUUGCAGCUCAGGGGCGGGCGUCUCUUCCAGGCGAGAAGCGCUGCCCCGCAGCUCAGCCUGCGCCUUGUACAGUUCAGAUGAGCCAUGUAUUUAUUAGUGGAGCUGGUGGCCUGGCCGGCUCGCCAGCCCUUCUCCCCUCCCCGCGUCGCACCGCGGCGGUGCCCUCCGCUGCCUGUCGUGUUACAGAGGUGAACAAGCAACUCGUGCCAAUGGUGACGUGCCAGCAGCCCCCCCUCGCCCCCCUCUUGCCCCCUUGUAGGACUCGAGAAGCUGGCGACGGGAGCAGUCAGGGAACAGGACUUCAGCAAAUAAAUCUCCCGUCGGGUAACGAGAUGAUGCAAAACUCCCAGGGGAUGCUCUGCUCCAGGCUUGGAGGGAUCCCACGACGGCACAGCUCUGGGGACGGGGACACCACAGCCCUUUCAGAGGAAUCGGCCGCGGCACGUUUCCAGCCGCUCACAGCCUGGAGGAAGCUCCGUGCUGCUCUCACACCUCCGUAACAUUCCUCCGGUUGGUGCCGAUCCCCAGGUGCCAUGGGACCGAGGAGCCACCUCCUGCCACCGGCGCAGGCUGCACAGCCACGUCUCCCAUCCUGCGGCUGCCGUAGUGCCUCAGGAAGGACCCUACCCACACACACGCACACCCCACCUCGUUACAGGCAACACCCCCACCGAAAUCGCCUUUCACUAACGAGCACAGCCCACCCUGCACCCGUCCCGUCCCUCAGCCACGGCGGCACAUCCCUCCUCCCUGGACCUGCACAGCCACGGCGAGCCCGGCGUUCCCCGCUCUGACGGACAAGGGCUCAGUGCCCCUUUCCUCCAGCUGCCGGACAGGCAACUGGAUUUAAGAAUUAACAGAAAUUUCCAAGCCACAGUCUGAUCCAAGAAAGUGGGGGGGCAAUCGGUUGUGUUUGCCCCCUGCGACCGUCGCUCCCGGGAACCCCAGCUGCCUUACCUCCUCCCGUGCCCUUACAUCCACGGGAUCCCAGCAACAGGAGCUGAUUAAAAAAAAACCCCAAACCAACCACUUCCAUUUUGUUUUCUACCCCAGCUCUUAAAAUUUCCUCCUGCCGCCAGCCAGCGGAUAACCGGGCUCCACUGCACGUCACCAGUGAUGACUCUCCUGUCCCCCCACGGCUCGGCACGGGCCGGGAGGGAAUCGGCCAGCACCCGGCUUGCCAGGGUGGACGUCUCCAGCCGGGACCACUUUGUGCUAGUGCAAUGGUAUUUUUACUGCAACGUGUCUGUUUACCCACUACUGAGCCGGGCGCCAGCUCGGGAAGCCCCAUCCCAGGGUUGUGGGGAGGAGGGGGGGGAGUCUCGCACGAUCCCAUGCCGCAAAUUCGGCCAAGGGCUCAAAGCUGUGCACAAGCAGCAAAAUUCAGCAUCCCUCACCCCGCUCCAGCCAGCCUGUAAAGGCAACACACGGAAACCAGUCUGUGCCUUCCGCACCUGCCCCCGAGCACCCCCACCAUGUGCCCGUGCCGUCCCGGGGCAUCCCGGCCGGUCCCAGCGCCAGCACACAGCACAAGCCGAUCCUUAGCCGUGGUCCGCUGGAGAAAAGCCAACCCCAAAUCACGGCUCCAGCCCUGCGGCUGUAGGUCGGGGCCACGUCAGGUCAGCCAGCCUUUGCCCAGACCUGCUGAAGGAUGUUUUGGAGAGCUGAAAGAUCGGGGAUGAAGGAUGGGACCCGGCUCCGCUCUGGCUCAGAGGCCAGAAGGGAUUUUCUGCAUCAUCCAAGCCAUAGCCCUGCACCGAGGGCUCUGCUCCCCCUCCGCACCCCGCACCGGAGCCAGAGCAUGGCGACCAGGAGCUUUCCAGUGCCAAACACCCGCGGGGGGCCGAGGGGAGCAGAGCUCUCCCGGCUGCCCCGUCCCGCAGCCCCUGCCCAGCCCUGUUCCUGCUCCAUCCAGCCUCGGUGACACCGUCCCAGGUCCCUGUCACCCCAGCCCCGCGUCCUCCCCAGCCAGCGCUGUAUGAUGUGAUCGCCCGGAGGCAUCGACGUGCUGCCUUUGCACAAUGCUGUGUGUGACCGUCCGCAUCGCAGGUGUGUCGCUCCCGGUGUGAGCCGCAGCCGCCCUGCCCGCUCUGCGGCUGGCCAGGCUCAGCCUGUACAUAUAAUUAUUUUUCUGCAGGUUUUUUUGGAUGUUAUUUCUGGUGACCGAUGUAAACUACUGGUAAUUUUAUGUUUUUAUUUAUAAAUAAAUUUUUAAAAACU
Molecule: messenger RNA, 4354 nt
Organism: Grus americana (Whooping crane)
Lineage: Eukaryota; Metazoa; Chordata; Aves; Gruiformes; Gruidae
Gene: LZTS1
Product: leucine zipper tumor suppressor 1
Exons: 4
Coding region: 275-2113 (612 amino acids)
Biological process (GO): regulation of dendrite morphogenesis; regulation of synaptic plasticity
Cellular component (GO): dendritic spine
Source: RefSeq, a predicted model, not a curated record